Messenger RNA from Guillardia theta CCMP2712, 1208 nucleotides. RefSeq lists its product as hypothetical. The transcript is spliced from 2 exons. NCBI's taxonomy places the organism in Eukaryota, Cryptophyceae, Pyrenomonadales, Geminigeraceae. The annotation marks the transcript as partial. The record is from RefSeq and is a predicted model, not a curated record.
GCCCAUCCCUCGACGCUAAGAUCCUCCGCGACAACUUCGUCUUCAAGGUCAUCCCCAUGCUCAACCCCGACGGCGUCAUCAACGGCAAUUACCGCUGCUCCCUCUCGGGCCAAGACCUCAACAGGCAGUGGCUGAGCCCCUCCCGCUCGCUCCAUCCCACCAUCUUCUUCACCAAGAUGCUCCUCAAGCGCCUGACCCAGGAGCGCGAGGUCGCCAUGUACUGCGACUUGCACGGCCACUCGAGGAAGAAGAACGUCUUCAUCUACGGCUGCGACAACAAGGCUCGGGGCUCGCAGCACCUGCGGCUCCGCGAGCGCAUCUUCCCGCGGCUGCUCUGGCAGAACUCCGAGUGCUUCUCCUUCACCGACUGCUCCUUCAAGGUCCAGCGCUGCAAGGAGGCGACGGGCCGGGUGGUUGUCAGGAGGGAGUUUGACAUCCUGAACUCCUUCACCCUCGAGUGCUCCUUUGCCGGGACGAACUUCGGCGCCAAGGCGGGGCAGCAUAUGAAGGUGGAGGACCUUGAGAGGAUGGGAGCUGUUCUGUGCUCGACCCUCCUCGACCUCUGGGACCCUGACCAGUCUGCGGUGAUCUGCUUGUCUCCUGCCCCUCCCCCUGCCUUCUCCCUCCUCCCUCCUCCUCUUCCUCCUCUCUGCUGUGUCGAAGCACCCUCUUGCACCCUGUUCCUCCUCUCCCCUUUCUGCCUCUCCGCAGCAUCCCUCCUACUCUACUCUACUCUGAUCGUUCCCCUUCCUCGACGUCAGGUAGAAGCUAUCCACAAGGAGCUCCUCCUCCUCUACCCCGAAGACGACAAGGACCUCGACAGCAGCGGGGAGGACAGCAGCUCGGAUGACGACUUGCCGUCCAAGAGCGGGAAGGGGAAGGGAAAAGGAGGGAAGCAGCGGGGUAAGCAGGAGGAAACCCUCCCAGGGAUGGUGCAGCGUGCCAUCGAAGCUCGUUCAAUCUCGCACGCUCCUGCCUCCAGCAAGUCCGUUCAGUCCAUCUUGGACAGGAAGGCGAGUAGGAGGCUGACGAGCAAGGAGAAAGAGGAGGCGGGGAGGGCAGGAGGGAAGAGAGGGGACCCGACAGUCGAGGUUGGACGAAGCUCUCCAGCUCCGGGGAAGAGUGAGCUGGCGAUCAGCUACUCUCGCUCGCUCAUGUCUCGCAUCACUGAGAGCAUCAACUCUCUCGCCCCUGACAUGACCAACUAG